AUGGAAUUCCGUAAGACCGGCACAUUUGCAUCUUUGCAGCCUCAAACCUUUCAGUCCAAUCCUGAAGCACGGUAUUGGCAACAAUUUAGCUCACCAAUCUUUAUCAAAGAAUUCGCACCUAUAAAUGCAAUCAAUUUUGUACCAACGACUGGCAUUCCUUCAAGCUCGAACAAUGAUCUUGCUUCCCUUGCUUCGAAGCAAAAGUUUUCCGUCACUUCUGCAACGCGGGUUCAAGUUUUCAAUAUGCGUACUGUCAAGGCAACAAAAGUCUUUAGUCGUUUUAAAGAUGUUGCAAGGAGUGGUACUUUUCGUUCUGAUGGAAAAUUGCUCGUAGCAGGUGAUGAUUCUGGACUUGUACAAGUCUUUGACGCACAGUCUAAAUCCGUCCUUAGACAAUUGAAAGGUCACGAAUUACCCGUUCAUUCUGUUAAAUUUUCUUGUGAUCCAACAAAGAUUGCAAGUGCGUCUGAUGAUCGAACGGUACGGUUGUGGGAUAUGCCUGAAGAGAAAGAGCAAAGAAUCUUUACAAACCAUCAAGAUUAUGUUCGUAGCGUAUUGGUUUCUCCCGAUAAUGCAAAUUUGCUCCUUUCAGGAUCGUACGAUAGCACAGUUCGCUUAUGGGAUGCGAGAAUGGCCGAAAAUGGCGGUUGUGCGAUAACCAUGCAUCAUGGUGCACCGGUAGAAGAUGUUUUGAUCUUUCCAACGGGUGGUGGUGGUGCUGCUCUUAGCGCCGGUGGACCAAUUUUGCGAUCAUGGGAUCUGAUGAUGGGAGGCAAAUGUAGACAUGCUGUUUCGAAUCAUAGCAAAACAAUCACUUCUUUGGCCAUCAGUAUGACAAGUGGGGCAGAAGCCAGCGCAGAAACAGGAUUAGGUGGAAUUCGAGUUUUAACGGCCGGUCUUGAUCAACUUGUGAAAGUAUACGAUCCGGAAAAGGAAUACAAAGUCGUUCAUACAAUGCGAUAUUCUGCGCCUAUUCUUUGUAUGGGUAUCAGUCCAGAUGAAUCGCAAAUAGUGACGGGUAUGGCUGAUGGUACGCUAUGUAUCCGUAAACGAAAUUUAGCAGCAGCAGAAUCCCAACAUCGUCGACUAGCAGCUCAAAAUGGUCAAACGCUGCAAUACUUUUUACCAUCUGGAAGCACUCAAAAUCCAGCAUCAGAUGGAUUAAUUCCAUCAAAGAAGGAAGCCAAGCAAUCAAAGGUUCAAAAAGAACGUCAAAAGUUGCGUACACACGAUAAAUUAUUGAAAGCUUUUCGCUAUCGAGAUGCUUUGGAUGAAGUUUUACGAAAAGGCGUUCGUACAGAUGUAACUUUUGCCGUUUUGGAUGAAUUACGUAACAGGAGCACAAUAGAUGCAAACGGAAAUAUCAUCUUGGAUGGCCUCAGACGAGCAAUAUCGGGAAGGGAUGAUGUCACACUCGAACCUCUUUUGCGAUUCUUUUUGCGUCAUUCUGCAAAUGCACGUUGGACACCAAUUGUGUGUGAUUGUAUGGACGUUAUCAUGGAUGUCUAUGCUCCCGUUCUAGGUCAAUCUCCCGUUAUCGAUGAGUUAUUCGGUAAAAUUUGGUCAAAGAUCUCAGAGGAGAUUGACGUUCAAAAACAAUUAACCCAAGUUCGAGGAGCAUUAGAGAUGAUUCUCAUGCGAUCCGCAAUGACUUAGGCAAUUUCAUCCUGUAUACAAUUUGUACUUUUAUUUUGACACAAUAGACAUUGAUUACAAUACAAUCGAGAAUACAAUCGUCUACU
This is a messenger RNA of Meira miltonrushii, 1742 nucleotides long. RefSeq names its product WD40 repeat-like protein. Bases 1 to 1656 code for a protein of 551 amino acids. The record is from RefSeq and is a predicted model, not a curated record. Lineage: Eukaryota; Fungi; Basidiomycota; Exobasidiomycetes; Exobasidiales; Brachybasidiaceae. Gene Ontology annotation, biological process: positive regulation of transcription by RNA polymerase I; rRNA processing. The transcript has 2 exons. Gene Ontology annotation, molecular function: protein binding. Gene Ontology annotation, cellular component: nucleolus.